AUGCCGCAACAACACCCCCCAUUCGACAUCGAGGAUGUCCUCGACAAGGCUACCCUGGAGGAGAAAUGUAGCUUGCUUUCAGGACACGACUUCUGGCAUACCGCACCCAUCCCCCGUCUGCACGUCCCAUCGAUCCGCAUGUCCGACGGCCCCAAUGGCGUUCGAGGCACACGCUUCUUCAACGGCGCCCCUGCGGCGUGCCUACCGUGUGGCACGGGACUGGGCGCGACAUGGGAUGUCGACCUCGUGCGCGAAGCUGGGACGCUCCUCGGGAAGGAGGCUAAAGCGAAAGGGGUGGCUAUCUGGUUGGGGCCGACGAUCAAUAUACCAAAAAACCUGCUAGGAUCCCCCCUCGGCGGUCGCGGCUUCGAGUCCUUCGCCGAAGACCCCCAUCUCUCCGGCAUGCUGGCCGCAGCAGUCAUCCGGGGUGCCCAGGACCAGGGCAUCAUCGCGGUCCCGAAACACUUCGUCUGCAACGACCAGGAGGACCAUCGGCGGGGGCUCGAGACCAUCGUCACGGAUCGCGCGCUGCGUGAGAUCUACCUGAAGCCGUUCCAGCUGGCGCUGGCGCAUGGAAACCCGCACGCGAUCAUGACGGCGUACAACAAGGUCAACGGGACGCCGUGCUCGCAGCAUCCGGGGCUGUUGCAGGGCAUCCUGCGGGGGGAAUGGGGGUUUCAAGGAGCGACGAUCAGCGACUGGUACGGAACGUAUUCCACCACCGAGGCCAUCACUGCGGGACUCGAUCUCGAGAUGCCCGGCCCCCCGCAAUGGAGAGGCGCUCUUCUCACGGCGGCGCUGUCCGCCAGGGCCGUCCCCAUGGACGCAGUCGAUCAGCGCGCUCGGCAGAUCUUGCAGCUUGUUCAGCAAGCAAACCGGUGUGAGGUGUCCGAGGAGGAAACCUCCCGAGACACCCCCGAGGACCGGGAGCUUCUUCGCCGGCUGGCGUCCGAAAGCAUUGUCUUGCUGAAAAACGAGCAGGCGGUGCUUCCAUGGCGCGACGUGGACAGCAUCGGAGUCAUUGGCGUUCACGCCAAUAUAGCGGCCUACUGUGGAGGCGGCUCUGCGCAGUUGAGCCCGUCCUACGUGGUGACGCCCCUGCAAGGGCUGCGCGCGCACGUCCAGGACAUCACGUACUGCCCCGGUCCGUACUGUCACCAGCUGCAACCCCUCCUCGGACCAUUCAUCAAGAACACCAACGGCAAGCCGGGAGUCACCGUGACCUUCUACAAUCAACCCCACACGGCAGACAAGAGAGAUGCUCUCGAAGUAGUGGACACGGCAGACUCGUCGUUUCAGCUCCUGGACUACCGGCCCCCCGGCGCCAACGACAUCUUCUACGCCACCGUCGAAGGCACCAUCACGCCCGAACACACCGCGACAUGGGACUUUGGCGUCACGUGCCACGGCACAGCGCUGCUCUACGUCGGCGACACCCUCGUCGUGGACAACGCGACGCGCCAACGGCCCGGCGGGUCGUUCUUUGGCAGCGGCACGGUCGAGGAACGAGGAUGGAUCGAGCUGCAGGCUGGCGUGACAUAUCCUAUCCGCCUGGAAUGGGGCAACGGGCGCACGUCCACUCUCCCCCGGCGGGGAGCGACCACCUUGUCGAACGGCGGCGUCCGGCUGGGAGGCUGUCCUCGUUUGGAUCCGGAGCAGGCGAUCGAGGAGGCCGUUGCCCUGGCAAGAAGCAAGCAGCACGUCGUGCUCUUUGCGGGAUUGAACCAGGAGAUCGAGAGCGAAGGGUACGACCGCACAUCGAUGGACCUCCCAGGCCACACGGACCGCCUGAUCAGGGCAGUGCUCGACGCCAACCCCAACGUCAUCAUCGUCAUCCAGUCCGGCACCCCCGUGACGAUGCCGUGGGCCGGUCAGGCGCGGGCGAUUCUGCAGGCCUGGUAUGGCGGCAACGAGCUGGGCAAUGCGGUGGCGGACGUCAUCUUCGGGCAUGUCAACCCCAGCGGGAAAUUGCCCAUGACGUUCCCCAAGGAACUGCGAGACAAUCCCACCUUCUUGAAUUUCGGCGCCGACGAUGGGAGGGUGCUAUACGGAGAAGACAUUUUUGUGGGAUAUCGGUACUACGAGAAGAUGGGGAGGGAACCACAGUUCGCGUUCGGCCACGGUCUGUCCUACACGACCUUUGCGUUGUCCAACUUGCGAGUCGACCCGUCCGGCGCCCAGGUGGAUGUGCAGAACACGGGCGAUCGAGAUGGCGCCGAGGUGGUCCAGCUAUACGUGUCACCUAUCCGGCCAGCCACGGUGCGUCCGGUCAAGGAACUGAAAGCCUUUGCCAAGGUGCGUUUGGCCGCCGGAGCAGCAACCUCCGUGCACAUGAGCCUGGACCGGCAUGCGACCAGCUACUGGAGCGAGACGAAGAACGCGUGGGUCUCGGAGAGAGGCGAGUACGACGUCUUGGUGGGCACAUCGAGUGACCGGAUUGCCCUGACGGGGAGGAUCACGCUGGAGAAAACCGAGAUCUGGCGGGGGCUGUAA
Messenger RNA from Rasamsonia emersonii CBS 393.64, 2493 nucleotides. RefSeq names its product beta-glucosidase. The record is from RefSeq and is a predicted model, not a curated record. The transcript has 7 exons. Gene Ontology annotation, biological process: glucan catabolic process. NCBI's taxonomy places the organism in Eukaryota, Fungi, Ascomycota, Eurotiomycetes, Eurotiales, Trichocomaceae. Bases 1 to 2493 code for a protein of 830 amino acids. Gene Ontology annotation, molecular function: beta-glucosidase activity.